UCUUAGUAUUUGUUUUUAUACGCCGCCUGUGUAUGAGUUUGAAUCUCAUCAUUUUACCCAAUUUUCAUUUUCCCUUGAACGUCGAAAACCCCCCAAACCCUACCUCCUCUCCUCUCUCAGAUCUGCAAAUUUCAUGGGUUCCAAGCGCUCUGAUUUCGGGGAUGGUGCCAGCCCUGGAAAGAUUUUCAUCGGCGGAUUGGCUAAAGAUACUACUCUAGAUACCUUUGUAAAUUAUUUCGGGAAAUAUGGAGAGAUAACUGACUCGGUGAUUAUGAAAGACCGGCACACAGGGCGGCCGAGGGGUUUCGGUUUCAUAACAUAUGCCGAUCCUGCCGUGGUGGACACUGUUAUCGCUGAAACCCAUAUCAUCAAUGAUAAACAAGUUGAGAUAAAGAGAACUAUUCCAAAAGGAUCUGGCGAUUCUAAGGAUUUUAAAACGAAAAAGAUAUUUGUUGGUGGGAUCCCCACUUCUGUCAAUGAAGAUGACUUCAAGAGUUUCUUCUCAAAAUACGGAAAGGUGGUUGAGCAUGAGAUUAUUCGAGAUCAUGUGACAAAGAGGUCUCGUGGCUUUGGAUUUAUUGUGUUUGACCAUGAACAAGUGGUUGACAAUAUUUUAACUGAUGGAAAUAUGAUUGAUAUGUCAGGCACCCAGGUUGAGAUCAAGAAAGCUGAACCAAAGAAACCCUCAAACCCUCCUCCUGCUCCUACAUAUGGUAGUGAUUCUAGGGGACGUGGCUAUGGUGAUAGUUAUGGUGGUUUCAGCAGCUCAUAUAGCAGUUUUGGCAGUGGUGGUUUUGGCCCUACCUCUUAUAGGUCAAUGGGAUCAGGAUUUGGUGGUAGGUUUGGUGAUUAUGGUGGAUAUGGUAGUGGGAGUGAGUUUGGCGGCCGUUAUGGAGAUUACCCUAGUACUGAAUUUGGUUAUCGAGAAGCGCCACUUAGCUACUCUGGCCGAUUUGGUUCUUAUGGCGGAGGCUUUGGUGGGGGGUAUAGCAGUGGGCUGGGUACUUAUGGUCGUGGAGGGGGUUAUGGAGGUUAUGGUGGAGCUGGGGCAAGUGGUGGAUAUGACUCUGGCCCUGGUGCUAGUUAUGGCGGAGCAGGAGGGGGAAUUUAUGGAGGUAGAGCAGGUUAUAGUGGCAGUAGUCGAUACCAUCCUUAUUCAAGAUAGAUGUCCUUUAAGCAUCUUGUAGGAGUUCUCACAUUUCUCUUGGCUAUUGCUUCUCGCCACUCGGAGUUGACUAGAUUUUCAAAGUACUAGCAAGGAGAUGAUCUGUAGAAGACUGGAGAACCUUAGUAUUUUGUUGUUUCUUAUUCGCUGAAUUCUAAGUUUUAAGAAUCUCAUUGAGACACUGUUAAGCUUUCUAAGCUAGACAUCUUAUCCUGUAUGAAAUGUAUUUUGUUCUACUUUUAGUUAGAACGGCCUUUUGCUUUUUUAGGUUCUACCUGCUAGAAUAUAAUGUUUAUCUAGAAUUGAGUGUACAUGCUCAAGUGAUCUGUGAGAUGAUGCCUAACCAGACGUAGUGCCUCUAGCUGUUUUUGAAUCUCUGAUUUGUGUCCAAGCUUUAUUGCGUGUUAUUUGGAAGUUCUGGCUGGAUGUAUUAAGGCCUGUAGUUCAGGUAGAAUCUCUUUAAUGUUUAAGUUACAUUGAUUUUAGGUGAGUGUUAGUAGUUUGGGUAGCAACCUUAUCAUAUUUUCAGGGAUUAAUCCAUUGACUUAGUAUGUUAAAUGCUUAUUCUAGCCACAGGUAUUACGAUAUCUCAUGACCUUAUAUUUGCAUUGCAAAUGCAUAUUUGUUGCUUCACUAUUCUUCAUUGCAGGAGACCUGGGAAUCUUGCUGCUAAUUUAAUUUGCUAUUGAAAUUAUUUUUCCAUAUAUUGUCAUUUGUAAUGACUGCUGAGAUUAUAACUUUUUACAGAUAUCUGAGUUUAUUAAGAAAUAUGUAAUGGUUUCAAUCUUUUUGUCAAGUAUGUUCCGAAGUUAA
Molecule: messenger RNA, 1978 nt
Organism: Salvia splendens (bonfire salvia)
Lineage: Eukaryota; Viridiplantae; Streptophyta; Magnoliopsida; Lamiales; Lamiaceae
Product: heterogeneous nuclear ribonucleoprotein 1
Exons: 6
Coding region: 134-1165 (343 amino acids)
Biological process (GO): regulation of gene expression
Cellular component (GO): nucleoplasm; chromatin
Molecular function (GO): RNA binding
Source: RefSeq, a predicted model, not a curated record